AGCUUGGUCUGGCAAGGAACCUACUUGUAUUUUGCGUGAAUUUAACGAUUUUUCCAUGAGCGUUUAUCCCUUUGACGAUAAUACUUACAAUCAAUUCGGUGAUAUUUGGAGGUACUGGAAUUAUGCGGGAGCUUUGACAAAUGAAUUGGGGUUAAUGGCCUGCCGAUUAUAUGGGAUUUGUGUCAAUGCAGCUGCAGUUGAACGUCUUUGGAGUUGCAUGGGCUUUUUACAAACAAAUCGAAGGAAUCGACUAAUA
This is a messenger RNA of Ambispora gerdemannii, 256 nucleotides long. NCBI's taxonomy places the organism in Eukaryota, Fungi, Glomeromycota, Glomeromycetes, Archaeosporales, Ambisporaceae. The record is from the annotation of a GenBank genome assembly.